Molecule: messenger RNA, 1799 nt
Organism: Xenopus laevis (African clawed frog)
Lineage: Eukaryota; Metazoa; Chordata; Amphibia; Anura; Pipidae
Gene: yju2b.L
Product: YJU2 splicing factor homolog B L homeolog
Exons: 10
Coding region: 231-1385 (384 amino acids)
Biological process (GO): RNA splicing; mRNA splicing, via spliceosome
Cellular component (GO): U2-type spliceosomal complex; post-mRNA release spliceosomal complex; nucleus
Source: RefSeq, a predicted model, not a curated record
AUGAAUUGGUUCUAAUCUCCCACAGAAGAGCAGAGACUGAGCAACACCGUGUUAUUAGCUGCACGUCACGUGGGAACCUGUCCCAAUUCAGCCGCCGUACAACUUGUGCCGGGCGCCGCUUGAUGACGUUUUAAAGACAACAACGUUGCAGAGGCAGUGAGAGCUGAUCCGAGGAAGAGACGGAAGAUUCCUAAUUGGAUUCCUAAGCAGAUCCAACAGAAGCUGCCAGGAUGGGGGAGAGAAAAGGAACAAACAAGUAUUACCCUCCAGACUUUGACCCUGCCAAGCAUGGCUCCCUUAAUGGAUACAGGAACAGCCACCCCCUGCGAGAGAGAGCGAGGAAGCUUUCCCAAGGAAUUCUUAUCAUCCGGUUUGAGAUGCCCUAUAACAUCUGGUGUGAUGGCUGCAAGAAUCACAUCGGAAUGGGCGUACGCUACAAUGCAGAGAAGAAGAAAGUGGGGAAUUACUACACGACACCCAUUUACAGGUUUAGGAUGAAGUGUCAUCUGUGUGUUAAUUACAUUGAAAUGCAAACAGAUCCAGCCAGUUGUGACUAUGUGAUAGUGAGCGGAGCCCAGAGGAAAGAGGAACGCUGGGACAUGCAAGAUAAUGAGCAGAUACUCACCACUGAACAUGAACAGAAGCAGCGCCUGGAGACGGACUCCAUGUUCCGGCUGGAGCAUGGAGUUCAAGACAAAGCCAAGCUGCAGAGAGCAGCCCCUUCUCUUUCUGAGCUGCAGGAAGUACAAAGUGCGUGGAAAGAUGACUUUGCCAUAAACAGCCUGCUGCGGAGUAAAUUUAGGGAAGAGAAGAAACAAAUAAAGGAGGAGGAAGAGAGGGACCAGGCUCUGCUUACGAAAGCAUCAUUGGACCUAAAACUGGUCCCGGAGGUGGAGGAGGACAAGAAAAUUGCGGCUCUGCUGAAAUACCGGAGCUUGGAGUCCUAUGAACAGAAACAGAAAAAGAAGAGAUCAGAGAUCUGCAACCGGUCCUGGUUUUCUCCUGGAGUAGACAGCGGGCAGCAGGCGCCAGGAAACACAAUGAGGAAAUUAGGAAUCCGACCUAAAACCCCUUCCGUUCCAGGGAUCAGCCCUGUGUCACUGGGAGUUGUGCGACGGACAUCCAAAGAGGAGAACAAGGCAGAAGACAAAUCAGUGGAGUCUCCGGAUGGCAGCCGUAGCCGUAAAGCAGAAGGAAUGUGCAGAAAGGAAGAGACUGGGUGUAAAGAGGAGAUCACAGAAAGGACUCAAUCUGAGUGUAAACUCAAUACUGAACUAACACUUACUACAAGCACAUUGGCAGCUCAGGGGCAGACACCUACAAUACACACAGUCUCCUGCCUUGUGCCUAACUAUUCCGACUCCAGUUGUGAGAGUGAAGGCUAGGGAAUCUACAGGCGGACUCCUAAAAAUAUUCCGUUUCCAAUAAUAAAUGUAUUUAGGGCAGCAGAUGCGUGUAUUUUAUGUCCAAAUGCAAACGUUUUGCACGGCAGAAUAUUGUGGGAAAUAUUUAGACCUGGCUGCUUUUUGCCUCCUGUGGGGGUUGCUGACUCUUGCUAAAUCAUUAUUACUACUUUAUAUAAAGUGUGUCCAGCUAUUAUUGUACUACAGUUCCCAUCAUGCAUGCUGAAAUGUAGGCAAAUGUAUUUUUCACCUGCAAUGCUGACUUCCACCAGAGAGGGCACUGCACCCUUGACUGAUACUGUUCUGGGAUGAAGCUUGAUUGGUGGGCUGCUAUGUUCUAAAUAUGCAAUGUACAUGUAAUUGGGUGCAGAGUAAUAAUAAAUGGGAUAAAUACUA